Capronia coronata CBS 617.96 is the source of this 2850-nucleotide messenger RNA. RefSeq lists its product as uncharacterized. The transcript has 2 exons. The record is from RefSeq and is a predicted model, not a curated record. NCBI's taxonomy places the organism in Eukaryota, Fungi, Ascomycota, Eurotiomycetes, Chaetothyriales, Herpotrichiellaceae. Bases 1 to 2850 code for a protein of 949 amino acids.
AUGUCGAUUCCAUCUGUUCUGCAAUAUGCUCGCUUCCACGGUCUUGCAACUGAUCACGCUUCGGAGGAUAUUCUCCAUUACUUGCGCCAUGUGCCCAAUCCUACUGCUCAGUGUUCAAAGGAAGAUGAUGGCGCGUUGUUAGAGCCAGAUUACAGCAAAUACGCGGAAGGUCUUGACGAGCCAAAGAUGCAGCUAGGUCGACAAGCAGCCGUGCUUCUUGUCGAAAGCAUCACAGAUCCUCGCCCGACGAUCCAAUGGAGCGAUUUCCUCCCCAACCCUUUUCGAUGGCGGAGGAUGAAAGUGGAGGAACCUCUACUUGCUACGGACCAUGACUUGGACGUUGCAGGGUUCAAGCGAGACACCGCGGGCUGCUCCGUCUUGGGACGUCUUUUAGAGAACGUGCCACAGUCAAAUACCAUAUCUGAUGAGUUAUAUGAAGACGAAUGGAAUUACAUCCAGGCGUGCCGCAGUUUGAAGGACAUACAGAAGACACUUGACUGCGAAAAGGUGCACGCCACACGGGAGGCGUUGAGGCAUUUGGCAGAAACGCAGAGGGUGGCCCUCACGAAGGACGAAAGAGAAGUGCUCCUUGGUAAAGAAAUACAUAAGAAGCCGCAACUGCGUCCGUCAAGUCCGCCCCUAAUGCUCGAGGACCUUUCAACGGAGUGUCCGUCCGCAUCUCCUUCCGAUACGGAGGCACAAGCACUUCCCGCGGAAGAGGUAGUGCUGGAUGAACAGCUCUCAGAUUUGGACAGUUUGAUGGAAGAGGAUUGGUCGUCUCUUAGCAAUAACGACGGCAGUAGUUGUGCUUCGCCAACACAAAUGCCCAUGAGCUUUCGAGGAACGCCGAAUGUGGAAGUUCACAAUGGAGCUGCUCUCAGGGAGUCAAGCUCAGAUCAUGAGAGGCUCUGUCUUACCACAAGCCGAGCAAGUUCACAUCACGAGGAACAGGACCGUGGCACAACAACGACUCCGGCGACACCAAUCAAACAAGGCUUCUCACCAGAACAGAAGAUUGAAAGUCUAAUCGACAGAAAAGCAAUCCAGGCGCGGAGAAAUCCCUUCAGUCCCAUAGAUGAUAUCAGCAGCCUGUCUCAAGUAUCUGGAUGCAGGAGCGAGGACGAGGAAUUCGGACUGGAAUUGGACGAUGAUAUUGACAUUGAAGACCUCAUUUUCGCGGAACGAGCCAAUGAGGAAAUGGAAUGCAGGCUCAAGCAAGAGAUGAUUAGUCUUCCAGAGGCUUGUAUAAGGGUUCCAGUUCCGCAACUGGACAUGACCUUGGACAGGGCCCCUGACCAUGUUUCGCGACCUGAUAUCAUCGCUAGUCACCUUGACUCGGUUCGCUUCGCUUCAGCAGACCUGAUAAGCCUGGAAGAAAAUACAACACUGGAACCAUGUGCAGUUCCUUGUCAUCACUUGGGUUCUGAUCUGAACGAAAAGAUCGAGGGAUCUGGCACGCUUCUCGAAACAGUGAAGGCCCCGCAAGAUAUCAUCCGGAGUGAGCAGAUGUUGUGGAAACAGCCAGGGCUUCGAAUACUAGAUGAGACUGAGGAUAGUGACGACGAGAUUGAGGAGGAUGCGGAUUUAGUGUCCAUUAUCGCUCAGUCACCAAAGCCAUAUACACCGCAGAAAAGGCCUGGGAGCGACGAACCUUCCAUCUUCCCGUCACCAAUGAAAAAGGUUCUUGUGAGCAACGAUAGCGCAACGAACACGCCAAUAGUCAAGAGCAAACCAUCGAACUUGACCAGUUUCUUCUCAGCAUCUAGUGCCCUGGACACGUUCUUGGAUUUGAGAGGCAGCAAGUUCCGAGCAGUCAAACAACCAUGUCCGCUGGGAAUGGACGAACUUCCCAACGACCCUAUUGAGGCCACACAACUUCAAGAGGAGAGUGACUCCAGAGCUGCGCCAUCUACAACCCCAGGACCGGCGUGUUCCGAAGAUGAUGAUGGGUAUGAAGGAGCUGCCAGAAUCCUGGUCCCUGCAACACCUGUUUCCGCCAUUUUGCAGGCAUCAAAGACCGAACUUUCACCCAUCAAGUCUUUGGAAUGGCGCAGGACCGUGGUUGUCGACAUGGCAAUGCUUCGAACACAUGGCCCCUUACUCAGUUACCUAGAAAGACAGGGGGCCGAGCAACUUACACUGAUAUAUCGGGAUCUCAACCCUACGCAGGCUCGGGACACACGAGGGCCUAUUGGGGGCCCUGACAUCAUCCUGAAUCCUCGCGGUGGACUUAUCUUCAGCAGCUUGCAGGCUUUGAACCAGAAGAGCUUGCCCGGCCAGGAUGGUUCGACCAAGCAAAGUCUGGUUCAAAGCAGAAUCGUCGGACUGUUAUCAGAGUAUGACCAUGUCUUCGUCUUGAUAUCAGGCCUCAAUGCCCAUGGAAGCUUUUUGCAAACCACAGCUGACACAAUCGCCCGAUUUACUGGCUUCUGCUCAAGUCUCACCAGUGGCAAGAGCCAAAGGGUAACUCCCCUUUGGGUGCAAUCUGAACCAGGCUCACACUCACAAAAUCCAACGUUACACCGUAUGAUUUGGCAGUUGAUAUCAGGGCACGGCUUUCCCACGUCGCCCCCGAACGAAGGUUCCAUCGGCGGCCAGAAUACUGUGACAUUGAUACACGAUGAAACACUGUGGGAAUUGUUCUUGAGAAAGGCUGGCUUGAACGCAAUGGCGGCUCAAGUGGUGCUUAGGACGCUGCAUCGACCUAAUUCAGAUGAGUCGAGGGCCGAUAAGGGCUGGGGUCUGAGGAGACUGGUGCAAAUGAAAGCGGAAGAGAGGAUUGGAAUGUUCUCUGAGAUACUAGGAGAAAGCAUGACGAAGAGAAUGAAUGCCAUGAUCGAUACCCAGUAG